This is a messenger RNA of Bufo gargarizans (Asiatic toad), 4343 nucleotides long. RefSeq names its product karyopherin subunit beta 1 (gene KPNB1). Gene Ontology annotation, biological process: protein import into nucleus. The transcript has 22 exons. Bases 122 to 2752 code for a protein of 876 amino acids. Gene Ontology annotation, cellular component: cytoplasm; nucleus. The record is from RefSeq and is a predicted model, not a curated record. NCBI's taxonomy places the organism in Eukaryota, Metazoa, Chordata, Amphibia, Anura, Bufonidae. Gene Ontology annotation, molecular function: nuclear import signal receptor activity; small GTPase binding.
AUAUCAGUGCGCGAUCGUGCUCCACCCCUCUUGCACUGCGCGCCUGAAUCCCUCCGCGCCACGCUCCCUCCCUCCGGCAGACCGCCCGGCACCGCCCGAGCAGUGACCCGGUAUCGCCCGCAUGGAGCUCAUCACUAUCCUCGAGAAGACCGUAUCUCCCGACCGCAAUGAGUUGGAGGCGGCGCAGAAGUUCCUGGAGCAGGCGGCCAUCGAGAACCAGGCAACUUUCUUGUUGGAGCUCUCAAAGGUCCUUGCAAAUCCUGGGAACAGUCAGGUGGCUAGAGUUGCUUCUGGUUUACAAAUUAAAAACUCCUUGACCUCAAAAGAUCCAGAUGUGAAGACCCAGUACCAACAGCGCUGGUUGGCAAUUGACGCUAACAUCCGUAGGGAAAUAAAAGCUUUGGUGCUGAGAACACUAGGUACAGAGAGCUACAGGCCUAGUUCAGCAUCGCAGUGCGUGGCCGGGAUAGCAUGUGCGGAGAUAACAGUCAAUCAAUGGCCUCAGCUAAUUCCACAGCUUGUUGCCAACGUCACAGACCCAAACAGUACAGAACACAUGAAAGAAUCUACGCUGGAAGCCAUUGGGUACAUCUGCCAGGACAUUGACCCUGAACAACUGCAACACAAAUCCAAUGAAAUCCUGACCGCUAUCAUCCAGGGUAUGAGGAAAGAAGAGCCAAGCAACAAUGUUAGGCUUGCAGCCACAAACGCCCUGCUCAACUCUCUGGAGUUCACUAAAUCUAACUUUGAUAAAGAGUCUGAAAGGCAUUAUAUUAUGCAAGUGGUCUGUGAAGCAACACAGUGUCCUGAUACUAGGGUGCGAGUAGCUGCUCUUCAGAACCUGGUGAAGAUUAUGUCCCUCUACUACCAGUAUAUGGAGACCUACAUGGGACCUGCACUUUUUGCUAUCACCGUGGAGGCUAUGAAGAAUGAAAUAGAUGAGGUGGCUCUGCAGGGAAUAGAAUUCUGGUCCAAUGUCUGUGACGAGGAGAUGGACCUGGCAAUUGAAGCAACCGAGGCUGCGGAACAGGGGAGACCACCAGAACACACCAGCAAGUUCUAUGCGAAGGGAGCGCUGCAGUACCUUGUUCCUAUACUAACGCAAACCCUGACAAAACAGGAUGAGAAUGAUGACGACGAUGACUGGGAUCCCUGUAAGGCUGCUGGGGUUUGCCUCAUGCUCCUUGCUACUUGCUGUGAAGAUGACAUUGUCCCCCAUGUGCUGCCAUUCAUCAAAGAACACAUUAAGAACCCAGACUGGCGCUAUAGGGAUGCAGCAGUCAUGGCAUUUGGCAGUAUACUUGAGGGUCCAGAAGCCUGCCAACUGAAGCCGUUGGUCAUCCAGGCAAUGCCCACACUCAUUGAGCUGAUGAAGGAUCCCAGUGUGGUUGUCAGGGACACUACUGCUUGGACUGUAGGAAGAAUAUGUGAGCUUCUGCCAGAGGCAGCCAUCAAUGAUGUCUACCUCGUUCCACUGCUGCAGUGCCUCAUAGAGGGCCUAGGGGCUGAACCAAGAGUGGCUACAAAUGUCUGCUGGGCUUUCUCUAGCUUGGCUGAGGCUGCGUAUGAAGCCGCUGAUGUAACGGACGACCAAGAGGAGCCAGCUUCCUACUGCUUGUCUAGCUCAUUUGAAGUGAUUGUACAAAAGCUGCUUGAGACGACUGACAGACCUGAUGGACACCAGAACAACCUACGGAGCUCUGCCUACGAAGCCCUAAUGGAGAUAGUAAAGAACAGUGCCAAGGACUGCUACCCUGCUGUGCAGAAAACUACUUUAGUGAUAAUGGAGCGGCUGCAGCAAGUGCUUCAGAUGGAGUCCCACAUACAGAGCACAUCAGAUAGGAUACAGUUUAAUGAUCUGCAGUCCCUUCUCUGUGCUACACUCCAGAACGUACUCCGCAAAGUGCAGCCCCAGGAUGCCCUACAGAUAUCUGAUGUUGUAAUGGCCUCACUGCUGCGCAUGUUCCAGAGCACGGCAGGUUCAGGGGGUGUACAGGAAGAUGCCCUUAUGGCUGUGAGCACUUUAGUUGAAGUACUUGGACCAGAGUUUUUGAAAUACAUGGAUGCAUUUAAACCUUUCCUUGGCAUUGGCCUCAAGAACUAUGCAGAGUAUCAGGUGUGCCUGGCUGCCGUUGGAAUCGUAGGGGAUCUUUGCCGAGCUCUGCAGUCUAAUAUUUUGCAGUUCUGUGAUGAGAUCAUGCAGCUCUUGUUGGAGAAUCUUGGGAAUGAGAAUGUUCAUCGCUCGGUAAAACCACAAAUCCUUUCGGUAUUUGGAGAUAUUGCUCUGGCAAUUGGAGGAGAGUUCAAGAAAUACCUGGAGGUAGUGCUGAAUACUCUGCAGCAAGCCUCUCAAGCUCAGGUGGACAAGACAGACUAUGAUAUGGUGGAUUACCUCAAUGACCUCCGUGAAGGCUGCUUGGAGGCAUACACAGGCAUUAUCCAGGGUCUCAAAGGAGACCAGGAGAACGUUCACCCUGAUGUGUUGCUGGUGCAGCCACGUGUAGAGUUCAUUCUGUCAUUUAUUGAUCAUAUUGCUGGAGAUGAAGAUCAUACAGACAAUGUGGUGGCCUGUGGUGCAGGACUUGUCGGAGAUUUGUGCACAGCAUUUGGGAAGGAUGUUGUCAAAUUGGUGGAGACUCGGCCGAUGAUCCAUGAGUUACUGACAGAGGGCAGGCGAUCAAAGACGAACAAGACAAAAACUCUUGCCACCUGGGCAACCAAGGAGCUGAGAAAGCUAAAAAACCAAGCUUGACCACAGCGCCUGGGUGCAGCUGAUAACCCACUGGAAAUCUAACCUUUUCGAAAACAAAAAAAAUUAUAUCCCGGAAGCGAGACGUAUGAGCGGGGUACUGAAUGUUUGAGAGUGAAAGAGUGAUUGAGUGAGGCUUCAAACAUACCACAUGGAUAAUGCGACCACAGCAGUGCUGUGAGAAGAGCAGACUUCCUGGGAGAGAGGAGUGAGAGCUGUAACAUCAUCCACCUACCUGCUGAGAGGAGCAAGGGCCUCUGGGCCUCCACAAAUUGGGUGUCUGCUUUCACUGCCUUGCGGUCAGGGCAGAGGAGGAGUGACUGGUGUAAAAAAAUUUUCUUUCUUUCUUUUCUUUUUCUUUAUUUUUUUUUUUUAUUGUCCAAACCCCCCUGACAAAUGCAGCCUACACCAUUAAUAGCUGCGCAUAACAUCUCUCUUUAGGGAAGGGGUUCUGUAUGGAAAUAUUCUCAGAGCAAGUGUGUGUGAGUGCGGCGGUAUAACAGUCUGCAGUCUGAACUUCAUUUACUGUUUAUUCUGAGGAGAAGGUGUUAAUGGUGAACUUGCGUCUGGAUUCACCUGAAGGAGUAAUGAUGAUGUUACCAGAUGCACAACACAAGCAUUUCUAGAUUACAAAAUUAAGGUCUGUUUCUCUAGGUUGUUCAAAUUAAUUAAUUAUUAUUUUUUUUAACUGUUUUCCUUUCCAGGGGUGUGUUCUGUACAGCAGGUGCCCCCCCCGGCAGGGAAGUAGUUAAGGGAAACACUGGCUUGGCUACUCUAGUCCUGUAGGAAGCAAGCGGCAUCCUGCGCCGUUAACUUGCUUGUGUCAGUCUGUGAAUGGGGCAAGGAGGAGCAGGGACGUGUAAGAUAAAGAAUAGUAGGAAAACUGCUUAACAAGGAAAGUGCCCCCCACCCUUUUAUAUAAAACCUGGCCGAAGGGUGCAAGGCUUUUUGAGGGAUCUAUCUACCCCUCACAGUGUCGUCCUUUGUAAAGAAAAGGUAGCCCUCAAAUGUGCCAAAGAAUCAAAUCCUUAAAUGUUCAGAAUGUGAAAUGACCUUUUGCUGCAGCCAGGGGGGGAGGGUUGUGGUGCACCAGUUCUACACGUUGCAUUCGCCCUGUGCUUUCUUUGCUACCAUCUAGCAGUGAAAUGGUUAAAUCUAAACAAUUUAAUGAGGCCUAUUGCUUGCACGGUAGAUGCAGUGCUUUUUGUAAGCUGAAGCUACCUUGGUGAGAACAGAUUAAUUUAACCGAGCAAUAGAGCCUCUUUGGGGGUCACUAUUUCCUAAUGAAUUAAUUUGCAUUCUCAAAUUCUUCAGCUCACAGAAUAGCUGCCUCCUUAGGCAAUGGGUACUUCUAAGAUGAACUAAAGUCAUGCUAUGCUAUAGAGCGUGCAAUGCUAACUUUUAUUUCAGAGUCUAAUGUGAUAUUCAAUUUCCUGCACUUAAAAUGAAAACAUUGAAAAAGUAGUUAAAAGAAAAACAAACAAAAAAAAAACUAUAUUAUAGAUACGGACUGGAUGUACGUUGGACCAUGGCACUUGUACAAGGUUCUAUUUUUUCACUGCAGUUAAAUAUUAAUAAAAUGGUGUCAAACAUC